AUGCCCGCUCACGACGCCGAGGCGCUGGCAGCGCAGGGGGCCGCGCUGGAGCUCUGCGAGGAGCGGGCGGCGGACCGCGAGGGGCGCGGCCAGGCCGAGCAGCUCGCCGCGCAGAGCCGGCGGCUGGAGCAGCUGCGGCGGGUCGAGGCGGUGGGCGCAUCGCUGGGCGCCGUCGAGGAGGCGCUGAGGGCCAGCGUCGCUGGCUGGGCGCUCGUGCGGGCCCAGCUGCGGCAGCGGCGGGCCGCGGCGGCCAGGGCCUCGCCGGGCCGGGGGGCGCCCGCGGCGGCCGGCGCCGGCGGGGCCGAGGAGGUCCCCAAGAAGGAGGAGCAGGCGACGUUCGACCUGGCGCGGUACACGGACCCCGCGAGCCUCUUCGACGCGCUCGCGUUCACCGUGGAUGACCUGCACCCCGUGCGCUUGGUCCGCAUGACGUGGCUGCUGCAGCAGCGCGGCGCGGUCCUGAAGAGGCGCCAGGAGCUGCCGGAGGAGGCCUUCGUGUCCGCGGACGAGUUGCGGGCCGUCUGGGAGGCCGGCGGGCGAGGAGGGAAAGACCAGGUGGCGCCGAUCAUCGCCAUCUCGUUCUGCUGGGACUCGCGCGAACACCCCGACCCCAAGGGGUUGCAGCUGAACUUGGUGAUAGACACCCUACAGAUGGAGCGCCUCAAGUACUCCACAGCCAAAGGUGACUUCAAGGGGUUCGGCGAGAUGGGGAUUUUUUGGGACUGGCCCUCGCUGCUGCAGGGCGACCCCGUCAAGGCCGAUGAGGCGAAGGCCGCCGCCCUGCGGCAGGGCAAGAGCGAGAAGGACGCGCAGGAGACCGCGGACAAAGCCAAGCGGACCCCCGCCGAGAAAGCCGCCUUCAAGCACGGGCUGGAGGAGACGAUGGACCUCUGGUACGCCCACCAGGCCACCACCGUCUUCCUGCUCACCCAACACCCCCGCGAGCGGGACAGCGCGCGCGAGUACAGCUACGACCAGUCCGGCUGGACGACGUACGAGCGCUGCUCCGCGGAGCAGAUCAAGCAGGUUUGGCGUCGGCAGGCGAAGUGGCACGCCGUCGCCGACCUGGGGCAGGGGGCGGGGGGGCAGGCAGCCGGGAGGCGGUGGCCGGUGGGCCCGGACGAGUUCGACCGGCUCAUCAAGGACAGGCAUUUCACCAACGGCGCGGACCGGGAGGCGGUGAAGGCGCUCUUCCGCCGCAUGAGCCUUGCGCAGCUGGGCGGUGUGACGACGCUGGACUUCGAAGGGAUGCUGCCCCCGACCCCCGAGGAGGCCGCGGGGCUCGCCGGCUGCCUGCGGCUGUGCCACCGCCUGGAGACACUGGACCUGCAGAUGUGCGAGAUCGGCGCCGCGGGCGCGAAGGCCCUGGCGGGGGCGUUGCCCUCCAUGACCGGCCUGACCGAGCUAGACUUGACCAGCAACAAGAUCGGCACCGGGGGCGCGAAGGCCCUAGCGGGGGCGCUGCCCUCCCUUGCUGGCCUGACAGUGCUGUGGCUGAACGGUAACAGCAUCGGCGCCGAGGGCGCGCAGGCGGUGCAGGCCGCCUGGGGAGACCGGGAUCGCAAGAAAUUGCUCUUCUGAGCCGGGGCGCUCCCACAGGGGUGCCAGGGAGAAGCAGGAAGGCGCGCGGCAGGGAGAGCGAUCAACAUGCGAGCGUCGCUUUGGGAUGCCGUGGCGAGACGCACACACAUAAUUGCGGCCUUUCACCGCGUGUGUUCAGGGUUUGCGCACGAGCCUGCAGACAUGUCGCGCCCCCAACCAAAGAAAACCGCUCGCGCGUGAAGGGGCCGUCACUGUCGCCCCCCGCCGCGCGGCCCGGGGACCCCCGUCUCGUCCCCCUGAGACGGGGGCGCGGUGCCGCGCGAGGAACAGCGUAGUGUCUUUAGUCCGCGCUGACCGUGGA
Prorocentrum cordatum is the source of this 1903-nucleotide messenger RNA. NCBI's taxonomy places the organism in Eukaryota, Dinophyceae, Prorocentrales, Prorocentraceae. The record is from the annotation of a GenBank genome assembly.